Messenger RNA from Beta vulgaris subsp. vulgaris (sugar beet), 1402 nucleotides. RefSeq lists its product as hypothetical. The transcript has 7 exons. Lineage: Eukaryota; Viridiplantae; Streptophyta; Magnoliopsida; Caryophyllales; Amaranthaceae. The record is from RefSeq and is a predicted model, not a curated record. Bases 138 to 1196 code for a protein of 352 amino acids.
ACAAAAAAGAUAAGAAAACAAGAGACUAAACUUCAAAAUCACAAACAUUUAGUACUAUCUUUUUGGUCAAGUUAUUUGUUUUGCUUGAACAUAGAAAAAAAACACAAAGUAAGAAGAUUUAUAAGCAAAGAAAACUCAUGGAAAUAUUUGAAGUUGGACCAUGUAAGAGCUCCUAUGAAUUGGGGUAUCUAAUAGGAGAGAAAUUCUCAUCCUUAAUAAACAGCAGAUUAGCAACAGACCUUAUUCUCCAAACACAGCUUCGCCCUUUCGCUAAAACCGAUCUUGCAAAAUCACUUAUCGAUUCUCUUUCUAACAAUAACCGCAACAAGUUUGCGCGUUACUGGGAUGAGCUCAUUGGGAUUGCGGAAGGAAGUGGCAUUCCUCUCCUUGAUAUAAUACUAAUCAACUUCAGGAAAGAGAUAUUAGCAUUUAUGCCAAAGAAAGAAGGCGCGAGCACACCUGUAGAAGAUACGCCAGAUGAUUGCUCUGAUGUUCUGGUAGUAAGUAAUAGCAUAGCCAUUGCAGCACACAAUGAAGACGCAAAUGUUGCUUUAGUUGGUCACACGUAUUUGAUCCGAGCAACUUUAAGCAAUGGACAUUCUUUUACAGCAUAUACAUAUGCAGGAGAGCUCCCAAGCUGUGCAUUUGGCUUCAACAGCCAUGGAUUGGCAUUCACAUUGAACUCAGUACCACCUCGUGACGAUGAAAUCAUAGCUGGAGGUAUUGGACGAAACUUUAUUUCAAGAGAUCUGCUUGAAGCAACGAACAUAGGUGAUGCACUCAAGAAAAUUCAGUCAUCAGAAGUGUCUGUUGGACAUAGCUAUAACCUAAUCGAUAUACCAACACGCAAGAUUCUGAACGUGGAAACAGCAUCGAGGAAUCGAUCAUCAGUCUUUGAGAUCAAUGCAACACCAUUUUUCCAUGCAAACAUGUAUCUUCACCUUCAAGUUCCACAGAUACAGGAUGAAAAUUCAAGAAGCAGACAAGAAAGAGCAUCUUCAUUGCCAAAAGAAUCAAUAGAUGAUUUCCUUUCACUUCUUGGAGACAUAGAUGACAAAAGAUAUCCCAUUUACAUGACAGGACCGACAUUGUACACGUUGUGCACAGCCGUGUUCAAUCUUGAUGGACCAACACUAUCUAUCAUUGAAGGGAACCCAAAAGAAGGAAAGGUUACUCAUUUAUUCCAAAUGCAUUAGAGGCUCUUCAACUAUCAAAUGCUCUUUCAUGAACAACAAUCUCAAAGAGGUUCGUAGAGGCCAAUUGCGUAGCCAUCCGAGCGUCUCAUGGCUGCAACAUAAUUACAAUGGCAAGAAACAAGUAUUAGAUGCUUUUGAAUUGCAAGAUAAUAUUGUAUCUGUAUUCUUUUACGGCAUAAUUUUUAGAAAAAAGGUAUACUUGCUAA